Messenger RNA from Tachysurus vachellii, 1943 nucleotides. It is a transcript of the gene glula, whose product is annotated as glutamate-ammonia ligase (glutamine synthase) a. The coding region runs from base 120 to 1235 and encodes 371 amino acids. Gene Ontology annotation, cellular component: cytoplasm. The record is from RefSeq and is a predicted model, not a curated record. Gene Ontology annotation, molecular function: glutamine synthetase activity. Lineage: Eukaryota; Metazoa; Chordata; Actinopteri; Siluriformes; Bagridae. The transcript has 7 exons.
CGCUCACAGCGUGAAGCUCUCAGAGGAUGAGUGCAGCAGCCGGGUUCUGAUCCAGAGCUGGAAGGUUAUUGUGCUGCUUCUAACUCUCACCCUUACACAGGUGCUCCACAGUAAUAAACAUGGCAACAUCAGCCAGCUCGCAGCUCAGCAAGGUGGUGAAGCGGCAGUAUAUGGAGCUUCCGCAGGGGGACAAAGUGCAGGUCAUGUACAUCUGGAUCGACGGCACAGGGGAAGGACUGCGCUGCAAGACCAGGACGCUCGACUGCGAGCCAAAGAGCAUAGAGGAUCUUCCUGAGUGGAACUUUGAUGGUUCCAGCACCUACCAGUCUGAAGGCUCCAACAGUGACAUGUAUCUCAUUCCCUCAGCCAUGUUCAGAGAUCCAUUCCGUAAAGACCCCAAUAAACUGGUUCUGUGUGAAGUCCUGAAAUACAAUCACAAACCUGCCGAAACUAACCACCGCUUGACAUGUAAGAAGAUCAUGCAGAUGGUGGAGGAGCAGAGCCCAUGGUUUGGCAUGGAGCAGGAGUACACUAUCCUAGGAACUGACGGUCACCCCUUCGGCUGGCCUUCCAACGGCUUUCCCGGUCCUCAGGGACCGUAUUACUGUGGAGUUGGUGCUGACAAAGCUUACGGCAGGGAUAUUGUGGAAGCCCACUACAGAGCAUGUCUGUACGCUGGUGUGAACAUCUGCGGCACCAAUGCUGAAGUCAUGCCUGCUCAGUGGGAGUUCCAGGUGGGGCCGUGUGAGGGCAUCACGAUGGGAGAUCACCUCUGGGUGGCUCGUUUCAUCCUGCACAGAGUGUGUGAAGACUUCGGCGUUGUUGCCUCGUUCGACCCCAAACCCAUCCCGGGGAACUGGAACGGUGCAGGAUGCCACACCAACUUCAGCACCAAGGAGAUGCGUGAAGAAGGCGGGCUUAAAUGCAUUGAGGAAUGUAUUGAGAAGCUGGCGAAGCGGCAUGACUACCACAUCCGUGCCUAUGACCCCAAAGGAGGUCUGGACAAUGCUCGACGCCUUACAGGCCACCACGAGACCUCCAACAUCCACGAGUUCUCUGCUGGAGUCGCCAAUCGUGGCGCCAGCAUCCGCAUCCCUCGCUCUGUGGGUCAGGAGAAGAAGGGAUACUUUGAAGACCGCCGCCCGAGUGCUAACUGUGACCCGUACGCCGUCACCGAAGCCCUCAUACGCACGUGUCUGCUUAGUGAAGACCGGGACGAACCUGUGGACUAUUAGAUCUUUUCAAUCUCGUUUGUCUUUGUUUGUAGGACUGAACUCCAUUUCUCGACUCGUCUCUUAAAACGGCCGCUAGGGCAGAUUUUAUACUGUUUUCUUUUUAAUUUCAGUCUCAGUAGAAUGUCUUAACCAUGCAUCAUUGUGGUUUUUAAAAGAAGUUGGCUGGUCAACUUAACAUUUUAAUUUCAAACAUUAACCGGGGACGUGAUGUUGCGGCGCAUAUCUGACCCUCCUGUGUGUCCUUUCUGUCAUUAUUUGACUUUUUUUCUGGGACACUCAAACCUCCAUGAUCUCCACACUGUUCCCUCUUCACUCUGGUAAAAGACUGAAUUUGAGCUGAGCAGACACUCGGGCUGCAGCACCUUUACCUUCAGUAGUUAGCUGAUGUACUCGCGCUGAUGUAACCUGUGUAAUGUCUUACUGUUACUAACUAAAUAGGUGUUAAACGGCAACAUUAUGUGAUUUUUCUACUGCUUCAGGUCGUACGUUCACUCUCGAUACAUCACUUGCUUAAAAGAGCACAUAUGUAUGCAUCUGACCUCUGAAGUUGCUGAACCUGGUUGUUGGUUUGUAGGUUUUUUUUUUUUUUUUUUUUUUUCUCAUGACCGAUUGCAUUAAAAGCUAGCCAGUGCUAUGAUAAACUGACCAUAAAAACAUACUUGUGCAAAAACAUUUUAUAUUAAUUAAAUAAAAUCAGCUGUAUCAGUA